GUUUUCAUUUUAUGAAUUUCCUUCAAAGUUGACUUUCUUGAUAAUAUUGACCUACUUAACAUUGGCGACGGAAAAACAUUUCUGCUCUUAUUUUUACGAUAAAGAGUUUUGGUAUAUCCAUGGACUAAGGAUGGCUCAGAUUGACCCAAAAAUUGCUGCAAUCAUGGCCCGGAUAGAGGGCGGUACUGACUCAGGUCGAGAAGAAGAGGUUCAGCCAGUUGAACCUGAGCAAGAGGAAGUAAUCAAACCACCCAAAACAUUUGAAGAAUUCCUUAUCAUGGAAAAAAUGAAUGAAUGGCCAGUACGAUUGACAUCUGAAGGUCCAAUGGAAUUACAUGAACACAAAGAUCUUAUGGGCACGCCAGAAGAUAUGGUAGAAAAACUACGUAAUGCUGCUCCAUUGAAUUUUGAGUUACUGGAUGGGAUAGAGGAUCGACUUACAUGCCUAGAAGAGCAGCUCCAUCUCUACGCUGAUAGGAUACUUGUCAACAAAAAGGAUUCUUCCGAGUCACACAGCAGCCUUGGACUAUACACCCCUAAAAGUGGUGCUGUGAUUGAAGCUGAUAGUACCAGGAAAGGAGGUCUUGAUGAUAUAAUGAGACAGGAAGUGGAUGACGCAGUAAAAGAAUCUCGGAAAAAAGCAGUAGAAUAUUGCGAGUUCCCAGGAUUCAGACGGACAGAACUGUCGGAACUCCCAAAUAAACUGGAAGCGCCACCUAUUCUUCAUAGAGUAACUAAGGCCCAAGAUUUUAAUCCAUUGUUUCAAGGUCCUUUAGAGCCAGGGUUCCGGAAGUUCUGGAAAAAGAUUUUUCUCUCUGAAGCGUCAGUUGCUGUGAUGCAGGACAUGUUUUGGUGGUACUUCCUCUAUAGAUAUCAUAAAUCAGAGAAGUCUGCCCAAGAUCAGCUUUUUGAUAGAAUUGCUGACAGUUUUGUUGCGUUACUAAACAGUAUAAACCAUGAAAUCAAAGAUAAAUUUUUCACAGUUUACCCUGACUGUCUUGCCCAAGCCAUAUAUUCCGCAUACUGGGAGGCCUUCCCCGACUCUAGGCCGCAGUUCCGUGAUGAAUUUAAACAAGAAAUCGCAGACCUAGCACAUGAGUGGACGUCAGGGGUUCGACCACCAGCCGGAACUUGGAAAGGAUGGAAUGUGAAACGUCUUGAACCAAAACUUCCUAGAGCUGUCCAGGAAAGCAAGAGCAAACACAUAGUCCAAGCUGCAUCAUUGAAUAAACAUGUGAAACUUAGUCUCGAUAUUGAUUCAUUUGAGAAGUUAAUUAACAAACUGGGGGAGGAAGAGACUGUUGGAACAGCCGUUGUACCAGGAGCACGUUCAGAAAGCCAGCCUAAUCAAAUGGGUUCAAGAGAGGUUACCCGUGGGACAGAAUUGACCAAUGCCACAUCUUAUGUUCCCGCAACUCUCCAUACUAUAUCUCAGUCCAGACAAGCACAAUGUGGUACCCCCAGGCGGGACCCAAAGGAGUCUAGUCAAAUGGGGCCUGGUCCAGGAUUUGAAAGAGUUAUGUUCAACCUGUCUGGUCGCAGCCCAUUGAUUGCCCAUUACCUCCACAUGAAACAACUCAAGUCCAAUGUUCAGCCUGGUAGACGUGUGAGAAGAACGGAAAAAUCGCUCGAAAAAGAACAAUUGUACCAAGAACCCACUUAUAGAGAAAUUAUAGAAGACAGCAGACAGAAAUCUGUAAAACUUGGUCAAGAGUAUAAAAAGAUCUGUGAUGUUACACAUCAGGAGAUUAUGAAAGUGGAAAAGAAACGACGAGAGACGAAUAGAGAAAUUGAUCGCUUACGUAAAGAGGUUCUCUUAGUGAGAAGUAACCUAGAGUUAAAGAUUCUAAGCGAGAAGAUUUUAGACAAAAAAGAUAGAGAAUCGACCAUACCUCGUGGCAUCAGGAAAGUGUCUGAAACUGCAGAUUUCACCAAUGGACAUGAUGAUGAUGAAGAAGAAGAACAAUAAUUUUUAAAACUCAAG
This is a messenger RNA of Owenia fusiformis, 1984 nucleotides long. The record is from the annotation of a GenBank genome assembly. NCBI's taxonomy places the organism in Eukaryota, Metazoa, Annelida, Polychaeta, Sabellida, Oweniidae.